AUGUGCCAGCUUCAAGAAGUCAAGUACUCCUGCGGCCACGUCCGCAAGACACUCCUACAAGCCUGCGCCACCGCCAAACGUCUCGGCCCCACUCCUCGCUCACGCGCGCCUAGCUACUGCGUAAACGGGCUCGAGGUCAUCCAAGGUGUCAAGGCCGAAGGAAGCUGCGGCCGCGGGGCGAACGGGUACACGUGCUACGAGAACCAGGCUCUGGCGCCGCUUCGUCAGCGGAUUGGCGCUAUCGAGAGGGAGCUUGCUAGGCUGUCCGACCGGGUUGCUAAUGUGCACCGUGUUCUAGAGUCGGAGAUUCGGCCGGUAUAUGAUUGGGAGCGAGUGGCGCGGACUGGAUAUGAUGUCGAGGAGAUGAAGCAACGCCAGGUCACGCUCCUUACGGAGAUUCUUCCCGAGAGGCUGGCAUAUUGGCGGGCGAUCGUCACCCACGUCUCGAAGCAGAUCACGGCAGCCACCAACAUGACCUUCAAGACGCUGCUGGAGAAGAUCGGCAGUCGUGUCGAUAACAUCCCCGUUUCCAAGCUCGACUUGGAGCUCUGGGACGAGUGGAUAUCCUACGACGAUAAUGGUGACCCGAUAGAUAUUCAGCCUGAAUUCGCUGUUCUGGAGCAGGUUUGGGAGCGGAUGCACGGGCUUGCGAAUGAGGAGGCGAAGAUGAUCGAGGAUGUGGCGGCGACGUGCUGCCUGGAGGCUAUUGGAUGGAACCCGCCACAGCUAGAGGACGAGGGCGAGAGGAGCCUCUUGUAUAUUGCGUUGACUAGUCGGAUUGUCCACCCUGUUCGCGAGACUGAAGCGCAGGCUACCCCGCUGUAG
This is a messenger RNA of Trematosphaeria pertusa, 825 nucleotides long. RefSeq lists its product as uncharacterized. The record is from RefSeq and is a predicted model, not a curated record. Bases 1 to 825 code for a protein of 274 amino acids. The transcript has a single exon. NCBI's taxonomy places the organism in Eukaryota, Fungi, Ascomycota, Dothideomycetes, Pleosporales, Trematosphaeriaceae.